CCAUGAGCAGGCACAUGUGGUUCCCUUUGCAGUACAUCUCCAAGCCCUUCUGGAGAGCGGAGAAUCACAACACGACCAACUUCUCUUCACCGUAUGGCUUCCCUAACCAAUCCUUCUUCCACAGCGAUUUGGACCUGGAGGACCUGGGGGACUUUGACAGUGGGACCAAGUAUGAGGGCGAGUCCCAGAGCCGGAUGGUGAAGGCGCUGCUUAUAGUAGCCUACUCUGUGAUCAUCUGCAUCUCGCUCUUCGGCAACAUCCUGGUGUGCCACGUGGUGAUCAAGAACAAAAGGAUGCACUCCGCCACCAGCCUCUUCAUCGUCAACCUGGCCAUUGCCGAUGUGAUGAUCACCAUUUUGAACACCCCCUUCACACUGGUGCGGUUUGUAAGCAGUACCUGGGUUUUUGGAAAGCUGAUGUGUCACAUAAGCCGGUUUGUUCAAUACUGCUCCGUUCAUGUGUCUGUGCUGACCCUUGCUGCCAUCGCUCUGGAUCGGCAUCAGGUUAUCAUGCACCCUCUCAAGCCACGCAUGUCCAUGGUGAAAGGAGGGAUUUGCAUCAUUAUCAUCUGGGUUAUGGCCAGCUGCUUCUCACUGCCUCAUGCCAUUUAUCAGACUUUGACAAGAUUUUAUAUCGGGAACAGAACAAUACGAAUGGUCUGCCUCCCCAGCUUCCCUCCUCCUGCUGAUCUUUUCUGGAAGUAUUUGGACUUGACUACUUUUGUUCUCUUGUAUGUCUUGCCCUUGCUUGUGAUCUCCAUCACAUAUACCAUGGUGGCCAAGAAGCUCUGGCUGAGAAAUGCCAUCGGGGACCUCACCAUGGAGCAAUACUAUGCCCAUCAACGGAAAAAGAAGAUGACGCUGAAGAUGCUGAUGGUGGUGGUGAUUGUGUUUGCAGUAUGCUGGUUCCCCCUGAACUGCUACGUGGUGUUGAUCUCCUGUAGGGCCAUCCACAGUAGCAAUGCUCUGUACUUUGCUUUUCACUGGUUUGCUAUGAGCAGCACUUGCUACAACCCCUUCAUUUACUGUUGGCUGAAUGAGAGCUUCAGAUCUGAGUUGAAGUCCUUGCUGUGUGUGUACCGGCGAAGGAGCGCAGCACAGAGUCAUGCUCUGCAGUCCAUCUCCCCGCCUUUCAGGCAUGCCUGGGUUGAGAACUGCCAUUAUAAAAGAGGCAGUGCCUGCCAGAAGGCAAAGGCAUCCUCCCAGAGGAACUCCGCAAAGACAGACAUAUCCAGUGUUCAGCCAAUUGUGGCAGAAAGCUAAAUGUUUAAUUUGAUGGCCAGGCAGCAU
Messenger RNA from Pygoscelis adeliae (Adelie penguin), 1289 nucleotides. RefSeq names its product probable G-protein coupled receptor 83. Gene Ontology annotation, molecular function: neuropeptide Y receptor activity. The transcript has 4 exons. The coding region runs from base 3 to 1262 and encodes 419 amino acids. Gene Ontology annotation, cellular component: membrane. Gene Ontology annotation, biological process: neuropeptide signaling pathway. The record is from RefSeq and is a predicted model, not a curated record. Lineage: Eukaryota; Metazoa; Chordata; Aves; Sphenisciformes; Spheniscidae.